AUGGAAGAGACUGCAGAGUCGUUUUUGUCACAGUAUAAAAGACUUGAAUCUGCCAAAGCACCCUCGAGUGAGGGCGCCAGAAGGUUUCGCCUGGCUGUUUUGGCACAGUGCAUAGCAUCGGAGCAGUCUGAUGUGGACAUGUUGUCACUCUUUCACGCCUGCCUUCACGCUCAGCCCCCAACCACUUCGGCAGAGAAGGCUGUUUACGACCUUGCAUGCGACCUGGACCGUGCCGCUUCCCAGGCUGUGUCUGGUGACCAAACCAUAGAUGCUACCAUGGAAGUUGAACGCCUCUUGAGUCAAUUCAUUCCAUAG
This is a messenger RNA of Giardia duodenalis, 315 nucleotides long. RefSeq lists its product as uncharacterized. Bases 1 to 315 code for a protein of 104 amino acids. The transcript has a single exon. Lineage: Eukaryota; Fornicata; Diplomonadida; Hexamitidae. The record is from RefSeq and is a predicted model, not a curated record.